Molecule: messenger RNA, 480 nt
Organism: Neltuma alba
Lineage: Eukaryota; Viridiplantae; Streptophyta; Magnoliopsida; Fabales; Fabaceae
Product: pathogenesis-related protein 1-like
Exons: 1
Coding region: 1-480 (159 amino acids)
Cellular component (GO): extracellular region
Source: RefSeq, a predicted model, not a curated record
AUGGAGUUAUUAUCCAAGCUUCCAUUUUCUCUCUUCUUCUUCCUCUUUGCCAUCACAGCCUAUGCUCAAAAUUCACCACAAGACUAUGUAGAGGCCCACAACGCAGCAAGAUCACAAGUGGGCGUUCCUAACAUAAGAUGGGAUAAUACAGUGGCUGCUUUUGCCCAGAACUAUGCCAAGGAACUCAAGGGUGAUUGCCAGGUGAUCCACUCCGGCAGCCAGAUGUAUGGCGAGAACAUCGCAUGGAGCUCCGGCGACAUGAGUGAUACGGAUGCUGUGAAGCUGUGGGUGGCCGAGAAGGCAAACUAUGACUCCGGCAGUGGCUCAUGUGUCGGUGGGAACUGCCGGCACUAUACUCAGGUGGUUUGGAAGGACUCAACUCGUCUUGGGUGUGCUAAAGUAAGAUGUUACAAUGGAGGAACUUUCAUUUCUUGCAACUAUUAUCCUCCUGGCAACAUCGUUGGACAAAAACCUUACUGA